AUGGGUCAAACGGUGUCCGCUGGGGGCUGCAAUGGAAACACGGCCUUAUGCUCGCGGCAGUACUCCAACGUCACCCAGAUAGGAGCGCACGACUCUGCUUUCGUGGGUAUUCUGCCGACCGACAACCAGGUGAAAUCGGUUGCCGACCAGCUGGAUGCAGGAGUCCGUUUUCUUCAAGCCCAGACACAUGAGAAUUCCGGGGAGCUGCAUCUCUGCCACACAAGCUGUCUCGAACUGAACGCAGGGCCUCUUACGGACUACUUAUCUACUAUCAAGACAUGGAUGGAUAAGAAUAAAAACGAAGUUGUUACUCUGCUGCUCACCAAUGGUGACCGGGUCAACGUGUCGACGUUCGGAAGCGCAAUGUCAAGUACCGGACUCGACAAGUAUGCCUAUGUACCGCCUAAAAAACUCUCGAUGGACGAAUGGCCAACCCUACAAGAACUGAUUGAUGAUGGGAAGAGGCUUGUCAUGUUCCUUGAUUACCUCGCAGAUACCUCUAAAGUCGAUUACAUCCUCGACGAGUUCAGCUACUUUUUCGAAACGGCUUACGACGUCACCAAUUUUACAUCCUGCGCUCUCGACCGUCCACCAGGAUCAAAGGGAGAUGGACUCAUGAUGAUUGUCAACCACUUCAAAGAUAUCGACAUCUUGGGUAUUGAUAUCCCGGACGUCAUGCAUGAUAUGAGCACCAAUGCCGCAACGGGAUCGGGAAGUAUUGGAGAACAGGCGGAUCUGUGCAUCAACACUUGGAAAAGAUCGCCAAAUUUCAUUUUAUUGGACAAUUUCAACAUUGGGGAUGCUUUCACAGCACAGAAUAACUUAAAUCACUUAAGUUGA
Amorphotheca resinae ATCC 22711 is the source of this 840-nucleotide messenger RNA. RefSeq lists its product as hypothetical. Lineage: Eukaryota; Fungi; Ascomycota; Leotiomycetes; Helotiales; Amorphothecaceae. The record is from RefSeq and is a predicted model, not a curated record. Gene Ontology annotation, molecular function: phosphoric diester hydrolase activity. Gene Ontology annotation, biological process: lipid metabolic process. The transcript has 3 exons. The coding region runs from base 1 to 840 and encodes 279 amino acids.